Messenger RNA from Kwoniella shivajii, 1020 nucleotides. RefSeq lists its product as uncharacterized. Gene Ontology annotation, molecular function: copper ion binding. Lineage: Eukaryota; Fungi; Basidiomycota; Tremellomycetes; Tremellales; Cryptococcaceae. The transcript is spliced from 5 exons. Bases 1 to 1020 code for a protein of 339 amino acids. Gene Ontology annotation, cellular component: mitochondrial inner membrane. The record is from RefSeq and is a predicted model, not a curated record.
AUGGGAUCGCUACGAACGUCUUCGCGUCGACUACUGGAUACUCUGCGUUGUCCAACAUGUUCGAAUCACCCCUCCUCAUCGUCAUCGUCAUCGUCAUCUUCUUCCACCUCAUUUCCAAUCCCUUAUCGACUCUCAACGGCUUCCCGAUCUCCGGUUUCGAUACGACACCUCACGCAUUCAUCGGUUCGAUUGAAUUCAAGAGCGUCGUUUAGACCUCCCACUAUUAGACCCCCUCCAACUCUGACAGGUGAGAUAUCAGGACUGGAGAAUAGAAGAUUGAAUUAUGAACAGGCUCGUCAAGCUUUGGAACUUAGUAGAAGAAAAUUGUAUAAAGAAAAAGCCGCUAAAUCGAAAAGCGCUGUUCUGUAUAGUCUUGGCGUGAUCGUAAUUUCAUUAGGAGUAACAUACGCAGCCGUUCCAUUAUAUAGAGCGUUCUGCUCUGCGACAGGAUUCGGUGGAACACCCAUGACUGAUCCAACCAAAUUCUCACCAGACAGAUUAUAUACGACGCCUGAAACGGAAAACAGAAAAAGGAUAACAGUCAGAUUCGAAGCGACUUCAGCAGAUACGUUACCAUGGAAUUUCCAACCUGUUACGAGAUCAGUCAAGGUUUUACCAGGCGAAACGGCUUUGGCUUUUUAUACAGCUAAGAAUUGGGGUAAAGAAGAUUUAAUCGGUAUAGCAACUUACAAUAUGACCCCUGAAAAGAUCGCUCCGUAUUUCGCUAAAGUCGAAUGCUUCUGCUUUGAAGAACAGAAAAUACGGGCUGGCGAAGAAGUCGAUUUACCCGUUUUCUUCUUCAUAGAUAGGGAUAUAAUGGACGAACCUGCGUUAGAUGGUAUAGACGACGUUGUACUAAGUUAUACUUUCUUCAAAGCACGACGUAACGAAAAGGGUCAUCUCGUACCGGACGCAUCAGAAGAAGUGAUUCAGAAAUCUCAAGGAUUCGAGAAUUAUGAAUUAGCAAAGAAGGAACAUAAGUUGUAUCCACCACCUUCGUCAACUACUACCCCAUCAUAG